Messenger RNA from Eimeria maxima, 966 nucleotides. RefSeq names its product pyrazinamidase/nicotinamidase, putative. The transcript has 2 exons. The record is from RefSeq and is a predicted model, not a curated record. Bases 1 to 966 code for a protein of 321 amino acids. Lineage: Eukaryota; Apicomplexa; Conoidasida; Eucoccidiorida; Eimeriidae.
AUGAACGGCUUCCCGGAUGCAACUGCUGCCAGGGGCCGUUGUUGUCUGUUGGUGACAGAUGCCCAACAUGAUUUUUGUGAAGGUGCGUUGCCAGCCCCAGGCGGCGUGCCUGUUGUGCAGAGGAUCGGGGAAGCGCUCAAUCGUUUGAAGCGGCGCAGCCUUCGACCACUUCAGGCAUCAAGUGACCCCAACGCGGGAGCAUGGGACUCUGUAGGUGCAAAGAAUAUCAGCUGCUGUAAAGAGAUCACAAGCGAUGAGUUGAUACGGAGUAUUUCAUCUCCCUCUGAUGCCAGAGAGGAAGGCGAGGAAAAAUGCGACUCAGAGAGCUGGUGCGACAUGGUAGUCUUCUCGCUCGACUGGCACCCGCCUGACCACGUUUCAUUUUUGGCUUCCCACUCGGCAAAAUGUGUGCAUGAUAUCUGUGUCUGUGGAGACGUCAGCCUUUCCGCUGACACGCAGCAGGCGGCCAGGGCAGCUGUAGAAGAAGCCCGGAACUCUUUGGGUGAAGACAAAGACUGGACAGUUGUAGUCCCUCCUUCGCCGCAUCCAGAAGGUGGUACGCCUUCAGUUGUUCGUCUGUGGCCUCCGCAUUGUGUGCAAAACACGCCGGGUUCGAAGCUACAUCGGGUGAUAAAGGUGCAGCUGGGGGACUUUGCGGUAUUUAAGGGCGACAACUCCCUUACUGAAUGUUUCUCUGCUUGCGGAACCCCCAACAUGCCGACGGGGUUAGUACAGCUGCUACGGUCAGCAGGAGUGGACACCGUCGCCGUCUGUGGGUUUUGUUUGGACUUUUGUGUUGCGGAAAGCGCUAUUGGGUUGCGUGCAGCGGGGUUUGCUGACGUGGUUGUUCUGACGGACUUGACUGCUGCCAUUCUCCGAGACAGAGAACAGGAAACUAUGGAUUACCUUAAGUCUCGAGGCAUUCGAUGUUUAACCCUAGAUGAAUUUGCCAAAGAGCUUAAGUAG